Molecule: messenger RNA, 1908 nt
Organism: Pseudo-nitzschia multistriata
Lineage: Eukaryota; Bacillariophyta; Bacillariophyceae; Bacillariales; Bacillariaceae
Source: the annotation of a GenBank genome assembly
ACAAUAAAAAGACUACCAAGAUGCAAUCGUACAGUCCUGAACUUCCCGGCGGUAACAUUGAUGUUGACAUGAUCCUCAAGGACAUGCCUGUCGACAACCGUGCCACCAAGAUCUUCUGCACCCUCGGACCUGCCUGCUGGGAAGUCGAUCAAUUGGUCACCUUGAUCAAUGCCGGUCUUAACGUAGCCCGAUUCAACUUCUCCCACGGUGACCACGCUGGACACAAGGCAUGCCUGGAUCGUCUCCGUGAAGCCGCCGCCAAGUGCGGAAAGCCCGUCGGUAAGAAAAAUUCCCACGAUCUGUCGAAUUGGUUAUUGGUCGUAGAACGAAUGAAAACGGACGUCUGCGUUUUUUUCGUGGCGAAUCUCUUUUGUGAAUCGUCUGGACUUUUUUGCCUAUCCAAGCUACAGGCAACAUGAUUGAUGUUGUUCUUUCCUUUUGAUUUAAAUGUGGGAUUCGCUCACGCUUCAAUUUUAAAAUUCUUUGAUGUCUUGUUCAUGCCACGCCAGGUGUCUUGCUCGACACCAAGGGCCCUGAAAUCCGAACCGGUUUCUUUGCUGAAGGAAAGAAGAUUGAGCUCGUUCGUGGAGAGACUCUUGUCCUCACCUCUGACUACUCCUUCAAGGGAGACAACACCAAGCUUGCAUGCUCGUACUCUGAAUUGGCCACCUCCGUCGAUGUUGGGCAAUCCAUCUUGGUUGCCGACGGUUCUUUGGUCUUGAAGGUUUUGUCUUGCGAUGCCGAAAAGGGAGAAGUUGCAUGCGAAAUCAUGAACAACGCUUCCAUCGGUGAGCGCAAGAACAUGAACUUGCCUGGAGUUGUCGUUAACCUCCCCACCUUGACCGAGAAGGACAUCUCCGAUAUCCAGGAGUGGGGAAUCCCUAACGGAAUCGAUUACAUCGCCGCCUCCUUCGUGCGCAAGGCUUCCGAUGUCACCAAGAUCCGUGAAAUCCUCGGGCCUGAGAACCAAGGAAUCAAGAUCAUCUGCAAAAUCGAGAACCAAGAAGGUCUCGAAAACUAUGACGAAAUCCUUGAGGUCACCGACGGUAUCAUGGUUGCCCGUGGAGAUCUUGGUAUGGAAAUCCCUCCUGAGAAGGUUUUCUUGGCCCAGAAGAUGAUGAUCCGAAAGGCCAACAUUGUCGGAAAGCCCGUUGUCACCGCUACGCAGAUGCUCGAAUCCAUGAUCGGAAACCCUCGUCCUACCCGUGCCGAAUGUUCCGAUGUUGCCAACGCCGUUCUUGACGGAACCGAUGCCGUCAUGCUUUCCGGAGAGACCGCCAACGGUGACUACCCCGAGGCCGCCGUUUCCAUCAUGGCGGACACCUGCGUCGAAGCCGAAGCCGCCAUCAACAACAACACCCUUUACGCCGCCAUCCGCAACUCCACCCUCGAAAAGUUCGGAAAGCUUUCCACAUCGGAAUCUAUCGCCUCUUCGGCCGUAAAGACCGCGAUUGACAUUGAUGCGAAGGCCAUCAUUGUCUGCUCCGAAUCUGGAGCCACCGCUCAACAAAUCGCCAAGUUCCGUGCCGGACGCCCCGUCACUGUUCUCACUACCAGCGAACAAGUUGCCCGCCAAACAUUCGGAUACAUGAAGGGAUGCAAAGCCAUCGUCAUUCCUUCCGUCGAAGAAACUGAUGCCUCUGUCAAUUCUUGCAUUGCCGGAUUCAAGAGCGCUGGAAUCUGCAAAGAGGGAGAUGCCGUUGUCAUUGUCCACGGAAAGACCAAGAUUGUUGGAUCCACCAACACCAUGCGAAUCCAAUAUGCCUAAGAAGCUACUAACUGUCUCGCACCAGUUUCCACAUUCACCGUACAUACAGUAGACACACGCGAAGACGCGAAGGGUUACCAUCUUUACUUUUUUAUAUCAUUUUUACGAUCGUCAUCGAUUAAGAAAACUAUUUUCAACUA